Messenger RNA from Rhinichthys klamathensis goyatoka, 3363 nucleotides. Its product is annotated as proline-rich protein 36-like. NCBI's taxonomy places the organism in Eukaryota, Metazoa, Chordata, Actinopteri, Cypriniformes, Leuciscidae. The transcript is spliced from 2 exons. The coding region runs from base 1 to 3363 and encodes 1120 amino acids. The record is from RefSeq and is a predicted model, not a curated record.
AUGGCAGGAUUGAGCAAAGAACGGUGUGAUCAGUCAGUGCCCCCGCUCCUCCAGUGUCCCCGCUCCUCCAGUGCCCCCGCUCCUCCAGUGUCUCCGCUCCUCCAGUGUCCCCGCUCCUCCAGUGCCCCCGCUCCUCCAGUGCCCCCGCUCCUCCAGUGCCCCCGCUCCUCCAGUGUCUCCGCUCCUCCAGUGCCCCCGCUCCUCCAGUGUCUCCGCUCCUCCAGUGCCCCCGCUCCUCCAGUGCCCCCGCUCCUCCAGUGUCCCCGCUCCUCCAGUGCCCCCGCUCCUCCAGUGCCCCCGCUCCUCCAGUGCCCCCGCUCCUCCAGUGCCCCCGCUCCUCCAGUGCCCCCGCUCCUCCAGUGUCCCCGCUCCUCCAGUGCCCCCGCUCCUCCAGUGCCCCCGCUCCUCCAGUGUCCCCGCUCCUCCAGUGCCCCCGCUCCUCCAGUGUCCCCGCUCCUCCAGUGCCCCCGCUCCUCCAGUGUCUCCGCUCCUCCAGUGCCCCCGCUCCUUCAGUGUCCGCGCUCCUCCAGUGUCCCCGCUCCUCCAGUGCCCCCGCUCCUCCAGUGCCCCCGCUCCUCCAGUGCCCCCGCUCCUCCAGUGCCCCCGCUCCUCCAGUGUCCCCGCUCCUCCAGUGUCUCCGCUCCUCCAGUGUCCCCGCUCCUCCAGUGCCCCCGCUCCUCCAGUGCCCCCGCUCCUCCAGUGUCCCCGCUCCUCCAGUGCCCCCACUCCUCCAGUGCCCCCGCUCCUCCAGUGUCUCCGCUCCUCCAGUGCCCCCGCUCCUCCAGUGUCCCCGCUCCUCCAGUGCCCCCGCUCCUCCAGUGCCCCCGCUCCUCCAGUGUCCCCGCUCCUCCAGUGCCCCCGCUCCUCCAGUGCCCCCGCUCCUCCAGUGUCCCCGCUCCUCCAGUGUCCCCGCUCCUCCAGUGUCCCCGCUCCUCCAGUGCCCCCCGCUCCUCCAGUGCCCCCGCUCCUCCAGUGUCCCCGCUCCUCCAGUGUCUCCGCUCCUCCAGUGUCCCCGCUCCUCCAGUGCCCCCGCUCCUCCAGUGUCCCCGCUCCUCCAGUGUCCCCGCUUCUCCAGUGUCCCCGCUCCUCCAGUGCCCCCGCUCCUCCAGUGUCCCCGCUCCUCCAGUGCUCCUGCUCCUCCAGUGUCCCCGCUCCUCCAGUGUCCCCGCUCCUCCAGUGCCCCCGCUCCUCCAGUGCCCCCGCUCCUCCAGUGUCCCCGCUCCUCCAGUGCCCCCGCUCCUCCAGUGUCCCCGCUCCUUUAGUGCCCCCGCUCCUCCAGUGCCCCCGCUCCUCCAGUGUCCCCGCUCCUCCAGUGCCCCCGCUCCUCCAGUGCCCCCGCUCCUCCAGUGCCCCCGCUCCUCCAGUGUCCGCGCUCCUCCAGUGCCCCCGCUCCUCCAGUGCCCCCGCUCCUCCAGUGUCCCCGCUCCUCCAGUGUCCCCGCUCCUCCAGUGCCCCCGCUCCUCCAGUGUCCCCGCUCCUUUAGUGCCCCCGCUCCUCCAGUGUCCCCGCUCCUCCAGUGUCCCGGCUCCUCCAGUGCCCCCGCUCCUCCAGUGCCCCCGCUCCGUGUGGGGCACCCGCUCCUCCAGUGCCCCCGCUCCUCCAGUGUCCCCGCUCCUCCAGUGCCCCCGCUCCUCCAGUGUCCGCGCUCCUCCAGUGCCCCCGCUCCUCCAGUGCCCCCGCUCCUCCAGUGCCCCCGCUCCUCCAGUGCCCCCGCUCCUCCAGUGCCCCCGCUCCUCCAGUGCCCCCGCUCCUCCAGUGUCCGCGCUCCUCCAGUGCCCCCGCUCCUCCAGUGCCCCCGCUCCUCCAGUGCCCCCGCUCCUUCAGUGUCCCCGCUCCUCCAGUGCCCCCGCUCCUCCAGUGUCCCCACUCCUCCAGUGCCCCCGCUCCUCCAGUGUCCACGCUCCUCCAGUGCCCCCGCUCCUCCAGUGCCCCCGCUCCUCCAGUGCCCCCGCUCCUCCAGUGCCCCCGCUCCUCCAGUGCCCCCGCUCCUCCAGUGCCCCCGCUCCUCCAGUGUCCGCGCUCCUCCAGUGCCCCCGCUCCUCCAGUGCCCCCGCUCCUCCAGUGCCCCCGCUCCUUCAGUGUCCCCGCUCCUCCAGUGCCCCCGCUCCUCCAGUGUCCCCACUCCUCCAGUGCCCCCGCUCCUCCAGUGUCCACGCUCCUCCAGUGCCCCCGCUCCUCCAGUGCCCCCGCUCCUCCAGUGCCCCCGCUCCUCCAGUGUCCCCGCUCCUCCAGUGUCCCCGCUCCUCCAGUGCCCCCGCUCCUCCAGUGCCCCCGCUCCUUCAGUGUCCGCGCUCCUCCAGUGUCCCCGCUCCUCCAGUGCCCCCGCUCCUCCAGUGUCCCCGCUCCUCCAGUGCCCCCGCUCCUCCAGUGUCCCCGCUCCUCCAGUGUCCCCGCUCCUCCAGUGUCCGCGCUCCUCCAGUGUCCCCGCUCCUCCAGUGUCCGCGCUCCUCCAGUGUCCCCGCUCCUCCAGUGCCCCCGCUCCUCCAGUGUCCCCGCUCCUCCAGUGCCCCCGCUCCUCCAGUGUCCGCGCUCCUCCAGUGCCCCCGCUCCUCCAGUGUCCGCGCUCCUCCAGUGCCCCCGCUCCUCCAGUGCCCCCGCUCCUCCAGUGCCCCCGCUCCUCCAGUGCCCCCGCUCCUCCAGUGCCCCCGCUCCUCCAGUGUCCGCGCUCCUCCAGUGCCCCCGCUCCUCCAGUGCCCCCGCUCCUCCAGUGCCCCCGCUCCUUCAGUGUCCCCGCUCCUCCAGUGCCCCCGCUCCUCCAGUGUCCCCACUCCUCCAGUGCCCCCGCUCCUCCAGUGUCCACGCUCCUCCAGUGCCCCCGCUCCUCCAGUGCCCCCGCUCCUCCAGUGCCCCCGCUCCUCCAGUGCCCCCGCUCCUCCAGUGUCCCCGCUCCUCCAGUGUCCCCGCUCCUCCAGUGCCCCCGCUCCUCCAGUGCCCCCGCUCCUUCAGUGUCCGCGCUCCUCCAGUGUCCCCGCUCCUCCAGUGCCCCCGCUCCUCCAGUGUCCCCGCUCCUCCAGUGCCCCCGCUCCUCCAGUGCCCCCGCUCCUCCAGUGUCCCCACUCCUCCAGUGCCCCCGCUCCUCCAGUGUCCACGCUCCUCCAGUGCCCCCGCUCCUCCAGUGCCCCCGCUCCUCCAGUGUCUCCGCUCCUCCAGUGUCCGCGCUCCUCCAGUGCCCCCGCUCCUCCAGUGUCCCCGCUCCUCCAGUGCCCCCGCUCCUCCAGUGUCUCCGCUCCUCCAGUGUCCGCGCUCCUCCAGUGUCCCCGCUCCUCCAGUGCCCCCGCUCCUCCAGUGUCCCCGCUCCUCCAGUGCCCCCGCUCCUCCAGUGUCCGCGCUCUCUGGCGCUGUUCGCGUGUCGGUCAAAAAUGA